CACCCAUCCGUUUAUGUCCCCACACUGCAUAAUUUUUAGCCCCAUUGAUUCCAUAAGCAGCCCAUCAAUCAAAUCUGGGGGGAAAAACAUAUAGAGCUGUCAACUAGGCCUACUGGCUUAUGCAGGAAGUUAAAUUUAGUAGUUGGUAGCAUUUUCUUAGUGUAUAGGCAGAGUUUAUUGGAUCAGCUCAGCUUGUUGAUGCCUUUCUAAUCAACAUCACAUAUCAAAAAUUCGCUACGUUUGGUUUCCGCCUAUAUUAACCUUAAGUUCCAACCGAGACUGUUAGUAAUUAGAUGAAUGCAAGAAUGCAAAAAAUGGAAGGCGAGAAAGGAUCUGCUGAUUAUCCUGAGCCAAGAGACACCUUCAAGAUUGCUUAUAUAAUCCAUUUUUUGCUUGGUGCUGGUAAUUUGCUUCCAUGGAAUGCUUUCAUCACAGCUAUUGAUUACUUUGGCUAUCUCUAUCCAACCAAGCACAUUGAGAAGGUCUUUUCUGUAGCUUACAUGAGCUCUUCGGUGCUAGUUCUAGUAAUAGUCAUGAGUUGGGGUGGUUGGAGCAAGAAGUUAGGUUACAGAUUGAGAAUGAACAUGGGAUUUUGCAUGUUUAUACUCUCUCUAAUGGUGGCUCCUGUAAUCGACUGGUCUUGGAGCAGCAGUGGGCCAAAACGGAGCUCAAAUGGAGCCUAUGGUGUGACGGUUGCAUCAGUUGUGGUUUGUGGUAUAGCUGAUGGCUUGAUAGGAGGAAGUUUGAUAGGAGCAGCUGGAAAGCUUCCAAAACAGUACAUGCAGGCUGUUUUUGCAGGAACUGCCUCUUCAGGUGUUCUCAUUUCCAUCUUGAGGAUUAUAACAAAGGCAUCACUCCCCAAGAAUCCUCAAGGUCUCCAAACGAGUGCCCACUUCUACUUUAUAGUUAGUGCCAUCAUUCUGCUGUGCUGCACUCUCUCUUGCAACUUGUUAUACAAACUACCAGUUAUGGAACAAUAUUACAAACUUACUCCAGAUGAUUCAUUGUGUCCAAAGCCAGAAUUUUGGGCUGUAGCAAGAAAAAUCCGAUGGCCAGCUUUUGGAAUUCUCAUGAUUUAUAUAGUGACUCUUUCGAUAUUUCCUGGUUUCAUAGCAGAAGAUCUCACAUCCAAGAUACUAAAAGAUUGGUAUCCAGUUUUGCUGAUAACAAUAUACAAUGUUGCAGACUUCACAGGGAAAUCCUUAACUGCAAUAUAUGUUCUAAAGAGCAUCAAGAAGGCAACAUGGGUUUGCAUUCUCAGGCUUGUUUUCUAUCCACUCUUUGCAGCUUGCCUCCAUGGACCCAAGUGGCUGAAAACUGAAUUAACAGUGGCAGCUCUGACUUUCAUGCUCGGAGUGACCAAUGGCUACCUGACAAGCGUUCUCAUGAUCCUUACCCCCAAGUCAGUAUCAGUUUCAGAAUCAGAGUUAUCUGCAAUUUUAAUGGUUGUGUUCCUAGGAAUAGGGUUAGUUGGUGGAUCGAUUAGUAGCUGGUUUUGGGUCAUUUGAGUCUGUUUGGACUGUCAGGGCUAUUCGGAAGCAGAUUAGGUUCACUAGUAAAAUUCAAGAACUAUGGCUAAUAGAGCUUAGCAUUAGGAAUAAUCAAUGGCAAUUCCGAUUACAUGGUAUGAACUUAUAGCUAUCAGCCGCAGCCGCUUUCGUGUUGUGUGUGUGAAAGUAUCCUUGUCCUUUCUGUACUGAAAAAGAUUAAAAUUAGAUUCUUCUUUACCCUU
Populus euphratica (Euphrates poplar) is the source of this 1732-nucleotide messenger RNA. Its product is annotated as equilibrative nucleotide transporter 8-like. The record is from RefSeq and is a predicted model, not a curated record. Gene Ontology annotation, biological process: nucleoside transmembrane transport. Lineage: Eukaryota; Viridiplantae; Streptophyta; Magnoliopsida; Malpighiales; Salicaceae. The transcript has 3 exons. Gene Ontology annotation, molecular function: nucleoside transmembrane transporter activity. Bases 294 to 1508 code for a protein of 404 amino acids. Gene Ontology annotation, cellular component: plasma membrane.